AAACAAAACAAUUGUCACCAACUCUACUAAACCUUUAUAUAAAUUAGUCUCCACCCAGAUAAUAAGCUCGGCCAAAUAUCAAUGUACCAAGAAUUUCAUUAAGAAGUCAAUGUAAAGCGUGCAGUGUGUGGUCUAAACCGAUGUUGGGAUAACGGUUCAUUCGAUACGUGAAGGUUGAAACAAGGUUUGGCCCGGUUUACUCUUCUUUUGUGAUGUCUGACUGGGAGAAUCACGUAUACUAGCCUUUCUUAAUUUAUCUAUUCAUAUAAAAAGUAAAGUCAAGUGGAUACUACUCUCUUUUCCUCCCCAUUUUAGAGGGGUUGACUUGGACGAGGACGAAGGACAAGAAGUGGUAAACAGAAUAAUGUUAUGCCAAACACUUGGGAUCUUGAGGAAUCUUGACUAGAUGGAUCUGAAACUCUUGAGUCGGCCGGAUUGGGAUCAAGAAUCUUACCCAGAUUCUUCUGAUUUCUUGGUCCUCAUCUUCUUUGCUCCAUUCUUCCUUUUUCUUCGCUUAAUCCUCGACAGAUGCAUAUUCGAGAGGGUCGCUAGAAGACUGGUAGUUCCUAAAGGACUAUGUGCUGAUUCAAACGAGAGAAGAAAGAAGGUAGUGAAAUUCAAAGAAUCCGCUUGGAAAUGUUUGUGCUCUUUCUCGGUGGAAGCUUUUGCUCUCUACGUUACUUAUAAGGAGCCAUGGUUUAAAGACACCAGAUCCUUCUGGUUAGGACCAGGAGACCAGGUAUGGCCUGACCAAAAGAUAAAGUUGAAAAUGAAGGGAAUGUAUAUGUUUGUUGGCGGGUUAAAUGUAUAUGCCUUUUUUGCUUUGUUCUUUUGGGAAACAAGACGAUCUGAUUUCAAAGUCAUGUUAGUUCAUCACAUUGUAACUUCAUUCCUCAUCAUCUUGUCUUACGUUUUCAGAUUUGCUCGUAUAGGUUCUGUAAUAUUAGCUCUUCACGAAAUCAGCGACGUGUUUCUAGAGAUAGGCAAGAUGUGCAAAUACAGCGGCGCCGAAACUAUGACUAGCGUCUCGUUUGUCCUAUUUUUCUUGUCGUGGACCACUUUGCGACUCAUCUAUUACCCUUUCUGGAUCCUAUGGAGCACCAGGUUCAUACUCUAAACUCUCUACAUAUAUAAUGCGAUGUAACUUGAUCUAAUGUUGUUUAUGGAAUUGAUCUCUAGAUUCUCUACGUAUAUAUGCAUGAACCUUUGCAGCUACGAAUCAAUAAAAGUGAAAACGGAGUACUGGGACAAGAAGCAUCUGAUGGAAACCGGACCACCCCUUAUACUUUUCUACUAUGUCUUCAACACACUUCUUUAUUGCUUACAGAUUCUGCACAUCUACUGGUGGAUCUUGAUAUAUCGUGUGCUCAUAAGCCAAAUACGUGCCAAAGGCAAAGUCGCUAAAGACAUUCGUUCUGAUUCUGAAGGUGAAGAUGAUGAACACCAGGAUUGAUAUAUUGUAGACGUCCACUCAAAUUUUUGUAUCAGUGAUGUCACCUAAUAAAAAAAACCUCGUUAUUUAUGUGUGGUUGCUAUGAUCAAGCUGUAACCAUUAGCCAUCCCAAUAUAUCAUUUUCCUAAGCCAAACCGAUUGGACUCACAAUGUUGUUGAAGCCAU
This is a messenger RNA of Arabidopsis thaliana (thale cress), 1618 nucleotides long. RefSeq names its product TRAM, LAG1 and CLN8 (TLC) lipid-sensing domain containing protein. Lineage: Eukaryota; Viridiplantae; Streptophyta; Magnoliopsida; Brassicales; Brassicaceae. Gene Ontology annotation, biological process: ceramide biosynthetic process. The transcript is spliced from 5 exons. Gene Ontology annotation, molecular function: sphingosine N-acyltransferase activity. Gene Ontology annotation, cellular component: membrane; endoplasmic reticulum membrane. The coding region runs from base 407 to 1117 and encodes 236 amino acids. The record is from RefSeq and is marked reviewed.